AUGAAAAAAGUGCAGAAGGUGCAAUUGAAAGGAAAGCUAAUUCUGAUGUUCAUGUUUUCACAUCGUAAAGUUUAGAUUGUGCGUAUUGCGUGAUCGAUCGCACGUUGCAUUUCGCAUCCUCAAGGAAAUGCGGCCGAAAGAUCAGCGGAGAUCAGGAAAAAUAUAAACAAACAGAGCGAGGAAGGAAAGCCGUUGGAAACGGAGACCGCGAGAAACGGGAUUGACAACACUAGCUGCGACAGCACGCACGACACUCUUCGCGAAUAUGUCGGCUGCUAAAUACAUUUUGACAAUCGUGUGAGAAAAAGGAGGAUCCGUCACCGAUCCCGAGACCGCGUCUCACCGUCACGAUCGUCGCCCCAGAGGAUGUCAUGUACGUAAAUCGCGGUGACACGAGGCGGAAGGAACACGAGGAAGUGCCACGUAACAGAGCGGCAUAAAAUAUGAGCUGGUUUGAUGCCACGGGAUUUGCCAAUUUGGCAAAGUCUGCUUUGAAGGGAGCACAAAAGACCAUAGACAAGGCUUUGGAUAUCAAGGAAGAAGAACCAAAGGUGAUUCAGUCACAUGCAGUGGAAACUUCAGAUUUUUUUACUAGUUGGGGAGUACAGAAUGAACAGGAGACCAGCAAACGUGACAGCAAUCCACAGAAACAACCAAACUCGAGUAGUAUUUGGGGUAGCUUUACAGGCUCGUUUUUUGAACCUGCAAAAGUAGACGGGAAUGGAUGGAAGACUGUCAAGCAUUCCAAGUCCUUGCAAAGUACUACCAAUCGAGAUGAACACAGCAUGGUGUUUUCUACUUCUGCCCCUGAAAAAUUAAUGACAAAGGACUCAAAGUCCGCAAUAGCAAAGAAUGAGUCUGUAUAUAAGGAAGAUAAAGGAGAGUCUAGUGCUACCAGUGAAUCUGUAAAUACUAAUCGUAGCGUAUCUAAAGAAUCUAAUGAAAAAACUACGUCAGAAUCUUGUAUAUUAUCAGAACAAUCAUCUCUAGACAAUGUUGUUUCUAUUAGUACUGAUAAGACUAAAAGUGCCAGUUUAGAUUUGGAACAAGUAUACUAUGCGCCAAUGGCGGACAAUACCGACAGUGAUUCUACGACAAGCCCUGAUAGGGAAGAAGAAGGACAAUAUGACAACGAAGUGGCAUCGGAAAGCAACGAUAUCAAUCAUACGUUGAAUCCCACUAAUGUGUUCCACCAAGUACCUAAUGUUUCCUCCGAGAGCGAUAAGAAGAGCUUGGAGAGUGUGGAGAUACUUGGUUCGCAAUCCAACACUGAUUGCACUACCACACCGGAAUCAGAUCCUAAUUCUGUUACUAAUUCAUUAAGUCCUUCUGUCAUUGAUAUCAAGGUAAAUUCUGAAUCGGUUGAGAUACUGCCCGACAGUUUAGUAACGUCACCGAGCUCCGUAGAGAUCCUGGGAGAUUGGAAGAGCGACAGCAGUCCUUAUCUAUCUCCAAUAGAUCAAAAAAAUCUAGAUUCAUCUUCUGUUCUGGACGAAGAUGAAUGCGCUACUCCAUGCAUUGACUGCGCCGACAUGUUACAACCACCAAGUAGAGAUCAAUUCGCGGAAGCUUCGUCGUCCGACAUCUCACCGUAUGAAUCUCCGAUGGAGGAGAUCAAAACAUUGAACAUCAGUCCAUAUCCUAACAGUGUUGAUAGUACACCGUCACCCAAUACGUUUCCUAGCUUGGACACGAAUAAAAAUUUGUCAGACGCGACAAACAACUCAAAAACUUCCCCUGAAAGCGUCGAGGUGAUACCGGACGUAGAAGAGGCAGACGAAGUGAGCUUAGCCGAAGAUUCUUACACUUCAGCUUCUGAAGGUACAGUCAUGACAGUAUUUGAACCGUUACAGCAAAUGGAUACUAAAAAUAAGAUGGAAUUGAGCGAUAUAAAGAUACCUAUAAAGAUGCACGAUUCAUGUCCGGAUGAUAGGCAAAUCUCAACAAAGGCUUGCACGGAAAACAAGCUAAACUUAAGUCUUGAUUCACUGAAAGAGAAACAUAAUUUGCAUCUGACACUUGAGCCAAUUACCACACAGCCAAUUCGCAAAUUGGAUCAUUUGGAAGGAGUAAAUGAGAAAUCGGACGUUUCCACCUUUUCCCAAUUAAUGAGUACCACUAUAGAACCACCGGAUCCAGAUAGUCAAAUCGAAAACUUAGAAGAAACAAAAAUGAUUGAGAGUAAUACUGACCAAUAUUUUAUAUCUACCGAUUCGAGUAGGGAAGGUACCUUGAUAGAGAGCAGUUCGGAGGAUAACGCAACAUUAAUCUGUACGAAUGAUUCUAAAAUCCUAGAGACGCCUUUAACUACUAGUUCUUAUGUGAAGACUAUGUUAGCUGAUGCUAUGGUCGAAAAGGGUGAAAUGACUGAUUGCACGGAAGUACCGCGAGAAAAUUCGCCUAUAUCGUCAGAAAGUCGUUCGGAUCUUGUAAAAAUUGGAUCUGAUCAAGCCAGUGGACAUACAAGUGGAGACGAAUUAGAAACUACAACAUCGAGCGACAUCGAAAUAAUAUCUAGUCCUAACGGAGAUUCAAGUUCGACUCAAUCGCGACAGAGUCCGGCGAAAUUGCAAUUGAAUAAAGGUGGUGAUUUGUUAACAAAAACUUUAAAGACUCGAGGUCAUUCUCGAGAAUUGAGCGAAAUCAGCGUAGGAUCAGAUGAAACAAAUAUGGAAAUUGAAAAAUUAUUGAAACGAAUACAGGAGAUGACCGAAAUUUUAGAAGCGAGAGAAUCAAAGUUAAUCGACGUAAGCAGGAUAAAUAUGGAAUUACAUGAACAAAAUACAAAUUUAAUGAAACAGCUCGAGAAUUUUGAAAAACAUGCGGAGCAAAAUCAAAAUAUCAAUCAAAUCACAGAUGAAUAUACGCAACGUCUGUCGGCACUGGAGAGGAAAUUUCAGCAAGCGAUAAGGGAACGUGAUCAAUUGAGAAAAAAUUUAGAUCAGUUGAAGUUGGAAGCGGCUUCGCGUUUAUCGUCGCAGGAAAUGUCUAACAUAAAUGCUGAGAAGGAUGAAAUUAUAAAGGAGCUUCGCGAAGAAGGCGAAAAACUCAGCAAACAACAACUUCAACACAGCAACAUCAUAAAAAAGCUGCGCAUAAAAGAGAAAGAGACUGAUGCAAUGAUAAAGAGUCAAAAAGAACAAAUAGAGGAACAAAAUACAGAAUUGGAGAGAUUGAAACGAUCGUUGUAUGCGAAGGAGGAAGUAGAGCGUAGUCAAAUAGAAGCCGUUCACACGUUGACAGCGAAAACGAAGAAGCAAGAGAAAGAGAUACUAAUGUUACAAGAAAAAUUGGAUAAUACGAUGCAUAAGAUGGAGGCCUUUAAGAAGAGCUUGGAUGCUGCAAAAGUAGACUUAGCAGAAACAAAGAAAAAAUUGCUAGUCACUGAAGAGGAAUUAAAAGAAGCUGUAGAUAACGCGGGGGAAUCGUGCCAAUUGUUUGCCCAAGUGGAGGAUUUAAAAUUGAAAUACCGUCAAGCUGAAGAAGCACACGUCAAAAGGGAAGAAUUUUUCAAGCACGAAAACAACGAAUUACUUAAACGAUUAGAAGCGGCAGAAGCUAGAAGUGAAGAGUUUUCUGAAUCCGUCUCAGUAGCAACAAAACCUUUAUUAAGACAGAUAGAACAGCUUCAAGCGAACUUAUUACAUAAAUCCAAUAGUUUCAUGAAGCAGGAGAAGGUUUUAUCGGAAAAAAAUAUCGAAUUGCAGUCAAAAAACGAGAAUUUAAUCGAGAUGGAUCGUCUUCUGAGAGAAGAGAAUGUUAAUUUGAAAUCCAAAGAAUCGCAUUUAGAAUCAAAGCUCAAUUUAAAAAAGAAAGAAAGAAUGAAAUUGCAAGAAUUUCACGAUAAAUUAAAAGAAGAAAACGAGAGAUUAUUAGAGCAAAAUAAAGAACAUCAAGAUGCGAUAAACACUCUCGAGCAGACACAUUCCAGUUAUAUACAGGAACUGAAGAGAGAAAUAAACGCGCUAGAAAAUAAAUUGGCAGUUGAAAAGGCAGCGACUGACGCAGAACGGAGAAGAAAUAACGCAAUAUUGGAACAACAGCAAAAUACCGACGAAGAAUCACGAUUUAGCCCUACUCUCAGUAUAGGACAAGAAUCCGUCAGCAGUGCAAAUAGUGCCUGGCCAGGUUUUAGCGAUUCAGUAUUUGAUAAUAACUCCGGCAGAUUUCCUCCAAUACCGUAUGAAAGUAUUAUAACGGGUUCGAGUAGUACGUCAAUCUUUGAGAACUUGCAAGCGCAAUUAAAACAAAGAGAUGGUGAGAUACAGCAACUUCAGUGGGAAUUAUCUCGACGAAAUACAGAGAGGGAUGCACUGAACUCGGAAUUAGCAACAUUAACUUUGAAAGUAGAGGAUUUGAGCGCCAAUGUCGCGGAAGCACAAGCACUCAACGCGAGUCUUAACGAGAUCCAAACCAGAUACGAUGCGUUGCUACAAAUGUAUGGCGAAAAGGUUGAGGAGAAUCAGGAGCUACGACUGGAUCUCGAGGAUGUUAAGGAGAUAAAGUUGUUUAACAUGGAAGACUUUGCUUCGAUAAAAGGACAAAUUAUUAAUUCACAUAAGAGGAGGCCAGACGUAAUACUGCAUACCAGAAAUGUAAUGAUUCCCAUUGUAAAACCUGUGCCUUUUAAGCAGAGCUGCGACAUGUCCUUUUUAGAAAGCAGGUGUCAGAUUCUGAGAGCAAAACACUACAGUAACAAUACUGCAUUGCUGUUUUCAGAGAAACCCUUGCAUACAUUAUAUGAUCCCUUGGAAAACUCGCUCGAGGUACGAAGAAUUGGUCACUGGAAACCCAAGAAUCAAAGUACAAAAUAUAUUAUUUUUGGAAAGACUGAUUCUCCAAUUAUUAAAAAAACUAGUACUUCGCAAAACUCAUAUCCAUCUAAGAGAUUCUCUCGCAAGAAAAAGUAUAAUGCAUUACAGUUUCCCAAUGCAGUGCUUGUGCAACCUGAAUCAUUGACAAACAAAGAUUUACACAAGGCAAGUUCAAGAUCUAUAAAAUUAUCAAGGAAGUGUGAUCUAUCGCAGAUAGAGGAAAGGCAGAUAAAACACGAAGCCAUGUUUACACUUUUGCCAAAAAUAGAAACACCAAUUAAUAAUGUUAUGGGCAAAGCAGUUGUAUCAUCACCAAGUCAAUCAUUCUAUGAUACCAUAGAUACUACCUCCACGGUGUCGACACAGUCAGUGUCAAGCUUAAAGAUCAGAAAUAAAAAAACGUUUCCAAACAUUAUGAAUAAAGAAAAGUCAAUACCUAGUUUAGCAUCGAAUCAUUUGCAUCCUAGUACCAGCGAAUAUGAAAUAAAUGUUUUACAUUAUGAGAAUGAUAUUCUGUCAGGAAAUAACUUCCCACAGUUUGCACAAUCUCAUUUGAAAUCCACUAACACAAAUUGCAGUUUAGUUAAAAUUCAGAAUGGCAAUACUGCUAAUGAGAGAAAUGCAAUAAAAAGUAAUAAAGGGGACGAAGAUAAGAUUAUUAGUGACAUAAAAUAUUCAUGGGAAAUGAAGGAUUGGAUGUCACCGUCUCAAAGAAAAAAAUAUGACAACGCACGUGAAACAAAAAUUACUGGGUUGAAUGGCAAAAGCCCUUAUGACUGUAAGAUAAAAUAUUCUUGGCAAAUUAUUGGAACAAGCACACAGACAUCAUAUACCUUAUUGCAAGAUUUAUUAAAUAAUACCAUUAUGGAAGAUAAUAAGUCUUCGUAUAAAAGGUGCAGCAUUAAAUAUUCCUGGCAAAUUAUAGGGAUUAGUACGCAAGCGUCUUUGCAAGAUUGUAACGACUCAGAUUAUUGGAGCGGAAUAUUGCUGACACCGAGUAAGAAUUAUAAUGAGAACAAAGCUGAAAUUGAUAAUAAUGAAAUAGAUCAUGCUGAACAAGAUUAUGUGAGAUAUUCCAAAGGAAAAUUGAAGAAAUACUUGAUAUUGAACAAUCAGCAAACCCAAACUUUCGCUGAGAAAGAAAUUCAAGUUGAUUAUAUGGAACAAAUUUCAGAAGCACUAACUAAACAAAAGCUGUCAGAUAAAUUGGAACUAGAGCAAAUCGACAAUUAUGACGGAUUAUUACACAAAUACACGAUAAAACCACUAACGCCAAAUAUUUCUAGUAAAAGUUCUGUGAUAUCCGAUAACGGCAAUGAAAGGACGAAGAAGGAAGAACUUCUGAUGAGAUUAACUUAUGCAUUAAACAAAUUAAAUCAAUAUGAAGGAAAUAUCGAAAAUAAAAAAAGCAUAGAAACAUCAUAUCUUGACGCAAAAAAUACGUUAGCACAGAAAGGAGCCGUAUUGCCACGGAAUGUGGAAGAAAAUGUCAAAGGCAUUAUACAAUCUGCACAGGAAUAUAUAGCGAAAUUGGAUUAUCAAUUGAAAGAUCUCGACAAUGCUGAUCAGCAGAUAGAAAAUAGUAUGAUGAGAACAUUAAAAGAUAUAGACGGGACGUUUCAAUCUUUGUUAGAUGAUGUAUAUCACGAAAUUAAUAAGAGACGCGAGCUGUUGAUACUGGAGACAGAAAUUCACAAACAUGAGAGUCUGAUACCAUUGAGGGCUUGUAGAAGGGAAGUAGAGGCACAGCUGCAAAAUGCACAGAAUAUUAUAUCGAUGAGUGAAGGUAUUCUACAGCAUCCGUAUCGAUACAGCGUAAACGGAUUUGGAAAGAUAAUUUCUGCAAGUAAUGAUAUAGGCAGGAUCCCAGCAGUGCCAUAUUCCGAGGAACUUCCAAAUAUAAACUUUGAUCGUCCAUUGAACUCGUAUAAGGAAGAGAUUAUAGAGCAGAUAUCGAAACUUGGCUGCAUUUCUCGCACAAUACCCGUUCAGAUAAUGAACAUUGAAGAGAGACCGGCGGGUUUAUUCGUUAAAUGGCACGUAACUAAUCCUGAGUAUUUUGCCGAGGAGCAGAUAUUUAUUGUAGAAAAAGCUAAUGGGGAGAUUCUCGAUCCGGCAUCGAACAAAUUUGAGACGGUGUACAGAGGGUCCGAGACUUCUUGUUUUAUUAGAAAUAUACCUGUUGAUCAUCUAAUUACACUCAGAGUUAGAAUACAGGCAGACAACGUCGCAAGGAGUAUACAUCAUGUCACACGGACCUCUAUACCGCCGUAUAGCUGGGAACUUGAUAACAAGAAUUAUAUGAUCACUAACGGUAAAAUUGCUGAAAAAGUCACGAAUACUAUAAAUACACUGUUCUCACAAGGUCCUCAAUUCGAUGAGAAUCACGUAAUUGAAUUCAAGUUUUUAGAAGUUCCACAAGAAGGAGAUGAUGACGAGGGUAUUGCAUUAGUUUAUGAUCCACAAGGUAGUAAUGAUACCUUAAAAAGAGCAGCGUCGCUAAUGAUCACACCUCAAGGCAAAAUCUUCAUGGAUGGUGACGAAAAACUGAUGCGCCUACCAAGAAUGUGUUUCGGUGCGGUUAUUAUGAUCUCUGCCUUCCGGAAAAAUGCUUAUGUGUUGCGAGUGAAUAUCGAAUCUGAAAAUAAAUGUGUUACAUAUGACUGGCGUGUACAAACGCCGCUGUAUCUUGCCGCCCGGUUUGCAGAGUCCAAAAAAUGGCAUUUGAAGAUUGAGUAAAGAUGAGAGAUAUACGCACAAAUUUAUCUUUAUUACAGUAUAUAAAGUGCACAAUGUAAUUUUGUGGCAAUAAAAACAAAGUG
Trachymyrmex cornetzi is the source of this 7636-nucleotide messenger RNA. It is a transcript of the gene Tmf, whose product is annotated as TATA element modulatory factor. The transcript is spliced from 19 exons. The record is from RefSeq and is a predicted model, not a curated record. Gene Ontology annotation, cellular component: Golgi apparatus; endoplasmic reticulum. Lineage: Eukaryota; Metazoa; Arthropoda; Insecta; Hymenoptera; Formicidae. Bases 444 to 7553 code for a protein of 2369 amino acids.